This is a messenger RNA of Thlaspi arvense, 1192 nucleotides long. NCBI's taxonomy places the organism in Eukaryota, Viridiplantae, Streptophyta, Magnoliopsida, Brassicales, Brassicaceae. The record is from the annotation of a GenBank genome assembly.
GGUAAAUUGUUGUGUCCAAAUUUAAGGGAAUCAAGUGAGAGAAAAAGGCACAUAAGCUACGUGAGUCUCCUACUCCUAUUACUCCGAUAACCAAACAAACAUGCCUCUCUACAAUAACUCCUCCUACAACCUCACCGUCGCCGUUGCUCUCCUCUUUGCCGGCGCCCUAUACAUCAGCUUAUCCUCACGUUCGAUUUCCAAUCCUAUCUCCGAUCUCCAACACAAUCCCAACACUCCUAAGCCAAUUAGAGAUAUAGAGUUUCCGAUGGACGAGCUAGAGGCGGUGCUGGAUAGUGCGGCUGCGGGAAACAACAAGACGGUGAUAAUAACGGUGGUGAACAAAGCGUAUGUGGAGGAGGUUGAAGAAGGGAGGACGAUGUUGGAUCUGUUCUUGGAGAGUUUUUGGGAAGGAGAGGGGACUUUGCCGCUUCUUGACCAUCUGAUGGUUGUGGCAGCGGAUCAGACGGCCUAUGAUCGCUGCCGCUUUAGGAGGCUCCAUUGCUACAAGAUGGAGACGGAGGGGGUUGACCUAGAGGGGGAGAAAGUAUAUAUGUCGGCUGAUUUCAUUGAGAUGAUGUGGCGGAGGACUCGCUUGCUCCUAGACGUCCUCGGCCGUGGCUACCAUCUCAUUUUCACGGACACGGACGUGAUGUGGCUAAGGAGCCCCUUCUCUCGGCUAUUCAACAAUGGGAGCUUGGAUAUGCAAAUAAGCGUGGACAACAAUGACGUGGGAGCUGGACACUUGAUCAACACAGGAUUCUACCACGUCCGGUCAAACAACAGGACCAUCUCCCUCUUCCAAAAAUGGUACGACAUGAGGCUCAACUCGAAGGGGAUGAAGGAACAAGACGUCCUCAAGAACCUCCUGCACUCGGGCUUCUUCGAUCAACUCGGCCUCACCGUUGGCUUCCUCAGCACCACCCACUUCAGUGGCUUCUGCCAAGACAGCCCUGACAUGGACGUUGUCACCACCGUCCAUGCUAACUGCUGCCGCCACAUCACUGCCAAGGUCUUUGAUCUAACUCUUGUUCUUCGUGAAUGGAAACGUUACAAAGCCUCCCAUGUCAACAACAAGUGGAGUCCUCAUGUUAAGUGCUUGGGUUCAUGGAAUGACAUUCACUAUGUCCCUAAGUCUUGACCAUAUUUCUCCUUUAUGCUAAUUAAUGAGAUUGCUAUAUAUUUACAACAUUAU